CCUAGGUUGACCGAAAAACAAAAACGUUCUAAUGAAAAAGGUCAAAAGAUUUGAAACGCAAAGGUUUCCUUGAACUUCACGCCACGGUGAAUCACUGAUCCCAUCACUAGAUCUCUCUCUUCUCCGCAGCAGCUAUGAUUUCACCCACCAAAAUCAAAUCCGUUGAUUUCUACAGGUUCGAUCCUCAUUUCUUAUUUGCCUCUGAUGCAUGUGCGCAUGCAUGUACAUUCACAUUGUUGGAUUGAAAUUAUCCAUUUUCUGCGUUGGUUUUCAUUGUCCUUGAUAAUUCUUUCAAUGAUCUGACUUUCGAGGUGCCUUGUUGUUCAAGGAAAAUACCGAGAGAUUUGUCAGAGGCAUCUCUCUCAGGUGCUGGCUUAUCCAUCGUAGCUGCUCUCAUUAUGAUGCUUCUCUUUGGAAUGGAGCUGAGUAGUUAUUUGGAAGUCACCACUACAACUGCUGUCGUUGUUGACAACAGCUCUGAUGGGGACUUCUUACGCAUUGAUUUCAACAUCAGUUUUCCUGCCCUUUCAUGUGAAUUUGCAUCCCUUGAUGUGAAUGACGUGUUAGGAACAAACAGGUUGAAUAUAACAAAAACUGUUCGGAAAUUUCCAAUCGAUCCGCAUUUAAAGGCCACAGGUGGAGAGUUUCACUCUGGCAUUGCAUCACAUCACAUCAACCAUGGAGAAGAAAUUAAGCAAGAGUUUCCUGAUGGUGCCACACCAUUAACCAAUGGUGGUUUUGACUUAUUGUCACAACACUUUCCGUUAUUGAUUGUUAACUUUAAUGCACCAUGGUGUUACUGGAGUAAUCGUCUGAAACCGUCUUGGGAGAAAGCAGGUACCAUCAUAAAACAGAGAUAUGAUCCUGACACUGAUGGGCGUGUUCUUCUAGGAAGUGUUGAUUGCACAGAAGAACCUGCGCUAUGUAGGAGGAACCAUAUACAAGGCUAUCCAUCUAUUCGGAUUUUCCGCAAAGGCAGUGACCUUAAAGAGGACCAUGGACACCACGAACAUGAAUCUUACUAUGGAGAUCGGGACACAGACAGUAUAGUUAAGAUGGUGGAUGAACUGGUAGCACCAAUCCACCCGGAGACACACAAGCUAGCUUUGGAUUGGAGUAUAUCCAAUGACACAGCAAAACGUCUUGAAAAGGCACCAGUUACAGGAGGUUGUAGAGUUGAAGGCUAUGUGCUUGUAAACAAGGUUCGAGGAAACCUCGUUAUCUCAGCUCAUUCAGGAGCUCACUCGUUCGACUCUUCUCAGAUGAACAUGUCGCAUGUGGUUAACCAUCUUUCAUUUGGGAGGCUGAUUGAUCCUACGUUGAUGACCGAUGUGAAGCAGUUGAUGCCAUAUCUUGGCUAUAGCCAUGAAAAGCUGGAUGAAAAAUCAUUCAUAAACCAUCACGAGUUUGGUGCCAAUGUUACUAUCGAACACUACCUACAAAUAGUGAAAACAGAGGUUAUUACAAGAAGAUACGGUCAAGAACAUUCAUUGAUCGAGGAAUAUGAAUACACCGCUCACAGCAGCAUAGCUCAGACUUACUACUUACCCGUUGCAAAGUUUCACUUAGAACUCUCUCCCAUGCAGAUUGUAAUAACUGAAAAUCCAAAGUCCUUCUCACACUUCAUCACAAAUCUUUGCGCCAUCAUUGGUGGUGUUUUCACGGUUGCAGGAAUAAUAGAUUCGGUUUUACACAAUACAAUAAGACUGAUAAAGAAGGUUGAACUUGGGAAAAACUUUUGAUUGGCUGCUGGAGGUUAGAGUUUACCAUUAAUCUAUAGAACC
Molecule: messenger RNA, 1784 nt
Organism: Raphanus sativus (radish)
Lineage: Eukaryota; Viridiplantae; Streptophyta; Magnoliopsida; Brassicales; Brassicaceae
Product: protein disulfide-isomerase 5-3
Exons: 14
Cellular component (GO): COPII-coated ER to Golgi transport vesicle; endoplasmic reticulum
Source: RefSeq, a predicted model, not a curated record